CCUUUUGAAGCUCAUGGAGCAGUCAUGCUUAUGAAAUGGUAUCAUACUGAAACUUUUUAAACUUUGAGGUUUUAAAUGAAAAGGUAAAACAGUAAUGGGGUGAUUUCUUAAUUUCUUAAAACUUGGAGAAAAAGAUACCAAUCUUUACUGUGUCAUUACCGAGGGGCAGCAUCGAGAACUCACCGGAAAAUGGACGCCGGAGCUGAGAUUAAUGUGGUUAAGCCGGUUGAGGAUGAUUCAGCGGCGGAAACUGGUCCGGAACGAGACCACGGUGAAAGAUCGGAGUCGUCUUCGUUGAAACAAGGGGAGAUUUUGAGAACCCUUGCUACGGUGGAGAAGGAUUCUCAGGCAAUCGCGGAGAGCUUUGCUUCUCUCUUUGUUUCUCUCCGAUCAACUCUCUCUGAGGCUACUGGCAGCUCGGUUGAUCACAUGAGUUGCUUUGGAGAUGCAGCAGGAAGGCUUCAGGAAAGUGCUUUAGAUGCAGCUACCAAAGGGAACCGUUACAUCAACUCUUGCCUCAGAUUAAACGAGGAAAUUAAAGGCGUUGAGAAUUUGGCGGCUCGGUUAAAGCACCUGCGGAGAAAUGUGGAUGUUCUUGACACAGCUGUGAACAAGCUUCUCCGGCCUCCAUAAGAACUAAGAAGUCAUCAGUUUCUUUCAAAGAGUUGGAUCAUUUUAGCUUUUUCUUUUACAGACUUGAAUCAUUUACUUCUCGUACAUAAAGAUUUUGAUUUUCCCAAUCAAGGAUGGCAUAUACAUUAAGACGAUAAACAACUCUCUGUUCUUCAAGGAUCUUCUAAACAGUUCUAGAAGUGCAAAGCUUCAUCAUGGUAAAAUGCUUCAUACACCAUCUUCAUCGUAAACUACUUGAAUCUCUUUAACGGUGUGUUUUAUCAAUUAACAAUUUAGUAGCUCCUACCUUCAAGUGAUCAAGUUGGUAUUUGAUCUGACUGUUCAUGGGUGUUUUUUUAUUUUAGCUAUGUAUUUUGGUUAUGAUUGGAUUGGUUUGAUUUUGUUAUAUACCAAAGGAAAAUUCUGUUUUUUA
Messenger RNA from Camelina sativa (false flax), 1045 nucleotides. RefSeq lists its product as uncharacterized. Lineage: Eukaryota; Viridiplantae; Streptophyta; Magnoliopsida; Brassicales; Brassicaceae. The record is from RefSeq and is a predicted model, not a curated record.